Meira miltonrushii is the source of this 843-nucleotide messenger RNA. RefSeq lists its product as uncharacterized. Bases 1 to 843 code for a protein of 280 amino acids. NCBI's taxonomy places the organism in Eukaryota, Fungi, Basidiomycota, Exobasidiomycetes, Exobasidiales, Brachybasidiaceae. The record is from RefSeq and is a predicted model, not a curated record. The transcript has a single exon.
AUGAUCGUACCAGAGUAUUGCGAAAUGUUUUCGGGUGAAGCAAAGAGGCGGCUGUACAACUCUGCGGUUCGCCAGGAGUUCAAUGUAAGUCUGUUGGAAACUUACUUUGGUACAGUACACGUCCGCUGUCCAAUAUUUGAUCCAAGUGUAUUUUUGAAGGAAUUCUACAAACAAAUUCCAGAUACUCUCAACACAAUGCUUGAUCCAGUGAUAGCCGUUACUUUAGCUUGUGGCGCGCUUUUCAGCAAGCAUCCAACUUUUAAGGCAGAUCGUGAUGAGACGUCUCGCAAGAAACGGGCUGCAACACGAAGACAGAGCAAAAUAGUAUCGACUAAACUCGCGGCCGGGAGAAAAUCUCAUGAAAAUCAAGGACCAUCAUUGUUCUCACCGGCUGCCAUUUCUCGUCUGCCAACUGGAAGAAAGCGAAGUAAAAGCAGGAUAGUGGAUGAUCACUUGACCAGAGCUGAGGAAGCUCUCGACUUUACCAAAGUACAUCGGAUUGCGCAUACAACCAAUGUUAUAGCAGCUUUUCUUGCUGACGGUUUAUUUCCAGGUGCAAGGAGAUGCAAUGCGAAUGAUGAUCCCCGCGCUUCCGGUGGGUUCGCAGAUGUACAGAGGAGCUUUUGGCUCGAGGUAGCAAUCAGUCAUAUGCUCGAGCUGGGUAUCAAUCGUCAAAGCAGUCUAAAUGAGUUAGAUCACUUGCACGAUUCUUGCGGCAAGGCGCAACUAGAUACGGUUUGGUGGUUUGCAUGUGUUUCAGACGCAAGGCAAUCAGCGCUCUGCCAGAGAAACCUCGCAUCGACAUUGGAGAUGACAGUGUUCAAAUUACGGAAUCACUUGUAA